UCAGCGGAACCUCCGGACCUGCGCGCCGCGAUGGAACUCGGGUUUUGCGCCGUCCGCGCGGGCCGCUUGUUCGGAGAGCGCGCGUGCGUCUCGCGAGCGCCGCGGUAACGUUGCCUUGCGCGACGUCCCCAGUCGGCCGCAGGCUGCCCGAAGCUCGCGCCGAGUCCCGCUCCGACCCGCCAUGUCCGCGCGGCUUCGCGACCUCUUCAGCCACGGCCGCCUCGCCGCGGGGCUGCUGCUCAAUCUGCUGGCGUCCACGUGUAUCGUUUUCCUCAACAAAUGGAUUUACGUGCACUACGGCUUCCCGAACGUGACGCUGACCCUGGUGCAUUUCGUGCUAACGUGGCUCGGGCUGGUGGUGUGCCGGCAAAUGCACGUUUUCUCCCCGAAAGUCCUCCGGCCCUCCAGCAUCGUGCUGCUCGCCCUGAGCUUCUGCGGUUUCGUGGCUUUCACGAACCUGUCCCUACAGAGCAACACGAUCGGGACGUACCAGCUCGCCAAGGCCAUGACCACGCCGGUCAUCAUUGCCAUACAGACCGUCUAUUAUCGCAAGACGUUUUCCAAUAAGAUCAAAAUAACUUUGGUCCCCAUUACUCUGGGGGUUAUGCUGAACUCCUAUUACGACGUCAAGUUUAAUCUGCUGGGCAUUGUCUUCGCUACUCUGGGGGUGUUUGUCACUUCACUCUACCAAGUGUGGGUGGGAACGAAACAGCAUGAGCUUCAGGUGAACUCUAUGCAACUGCUGUAUUACCAGGCGCCCAUGUCCUCGGCCUUCCUUCUCCUGCUUGUCCCCUUCUUUGAGCCUCUCACCGGAGAAGGAGGCAUCUUUGGCCCCUGGUCUCUCCAGGCCCUGGUGAUGGUUUUCCUGUCAGGGAUAAUCGCCUUCCUUGUGAAUCUCUCCAUAUACUGGAUCAUUGGAAACACAUCUCCACUCACCUACAACAUGUUUGGACACUUCAAGUUUUGCAUCACCCUUCUGGGCGGAUACAUGCUCUUCCAUGAUCCGCUGUCUCUGCACCAGGGCCUGGGCAUACUGUGUACUCUCAGCGGCAUCCUCGCAUAUACGCACUUUAAAUUGGCCGAGCAGGAGGAGGGCAAAAGCAGGCUCACUCAGCGGCCAUAGGCUUUGCCGGUCACUGAGCUGUGCCAGUCACUGUGCUUUAACCAAUGGUGUUAAAGGUUUGGGCAAUGUCUGAUGCUGGGGGAGAAAGGGUAGGAUGGGAUGAAGAUCGGAGACAGAGAGAAGAACCAUAACCUAAACACUGGGAUGUUUGGGCUGUUGGGAGUUAUGGCCUUGUGAGCAACAUAGCAGAAAAUCAUUGUGCACCUUGAAAAGAGGUGUUUUAGAUUACAGAUGUAGUAUUUUUGCAUUGCUUAGCAUCCAAAUAAAAUGUCUGCUGCAACAGUGGAUAUGUAGGGUUUACAUAUAUAAGCCCAGAUCACUUAAUUUUUCACCAAAAAACACACUGGGUUUCUGUGUCAUAUUUGGGUGUGAUUGUUGGGGAAUCAUGAAAAUGUUUUUCCUCGUUUUAGCCAACUGCCAACACGAGAAUGAGGUUGAUUAGGAUA
Molecule: messenger RNA, 1569 nt
Organism: Electrophorus electricus (electric eel)
Lineage: Eukaryota; Metazoa; Chordata; Actinopteri; Gymnotiformes; Gymnotidae
Gene: slc35e3
Product: solute carrier family 35 member E3
Source: RefSeq, a predicted model, not a curated record